UCGCAGGUUGAAUCCUGAUGUAUGAAUUGCAAAUGUUUAACGUGGAGGUUUCUUUUUUAAUGUCAUUUUACGCAAACUCAACAGUACAAAUACUGCAAAACGACAUAAUUGAUGAGUGGCAACUGACACAGAGGAAGUAGACCUCCUUCUUAGCACAUGUCAAAGUGCCCUUGAGCAAAACACUGUUCUUUUCAUAACCUGGCAACUCCAGACUGGUUCUUAUGGACAAAUCUAUCAAGCUUCAGUAAAUAGUUUACUAUGACUUCCAUUCAACCAUUACAAUUCAAAUGACUGAUUUUAUUCAACAUUAUGGAUGAUAAAUAUCUAGCAAUAGGGAUGAGUGUAAAGUUGACCUUAGAUAAGCUCCAACUUUGAGGGUUAAAAUUGGAAAUGCCUGUGAAAAUAACCUUGGUUGUCAUUAAAUUGGCAAAGUUAUAAGAGCGCCUUGUAAAGCCUGGCUGGAGAAGGAUGGGAGGCCCAGUUUUGGGUGGACGGGGUCAAAUAUAUAACAUCAGUCCAACCACACUGUUUUCAGCACCACGUCCUUGGAUUCUUCCUUCGUUGGGCGCUGCCUGUCAGGAGAAUGUUCCUGACGUGCCGCUCGCCGGCCAGUCGAGUUCUCUCCAGCGUGAAAGGGACUUCGUACACCCUUGAAGAUGUAGCGUUGUGUUUCUUGAAAUGUGUUCAUUUUGUCAUUUUAUGUCCUGUAGAACUACUAGGCAUUCACAUCUAACCAUGCAUUUAAACUACUAGAAGUAGGCAUAGCAAAACUAGAGAGGUGUCACAGUCCAGAGCUUCAUAUUGGGAGAAGCAUCAGCAUCUGGAGUCCCAUGGAGGAAAUGUCGGUAUGCACGGCUGCUCUGCAGCAGCAUUUACAGGCACCAGGUGAAAUAUUGACAAUGUAAUCUCCUCAUUCGUCGCGAUGCUGUAAACUCGGGGUACAGCAGAUGGUGGCGUUUACCUUUCUCCCUGUUGCCCGCCAUUAAAACUAGAGAAGAAGAAGAAGCGCCUCAGCAGCUGGGCAAUGACGUAAUGCACACCGUCAUGGAACCACAACACCGGGGACGAGGAGAAGAUCGACCGUGAGCGCGAGCCGGUGCCCCCGACGUGAGCCGUCACCGGGGCCGAGUCCCGUUGCGUCACUCCGUUAAAGCCCCACCGCUCGUUGCGAUGAAUAACGUUAGCAAACGAUAACACGUAGCGGUGCUAAACAUGGCCAUCAGUGCGAAGGAGGCAGCCUUGAGUCUGAAGAAUAUAUGUUUCCAAGGUGUCAGGAAACAUUUCGCCGCUGUGGGCGUCGAGGCUGUUCUCGGUCUUCCAACGCCUCUCAUUAGGGACCUCCUCCCUCAUCUGACAGUAUGUCAGCUGGAUGAGCUCCAGCCUGCCCUCAACCAGAGAGGGUUGUCAACUCACCCCGGGUGGAUUAGCGUCCUACAGGACAUGUGUGGACCUAACCACGUAACGGACUUUGACACAGAAGAGGAGGCCAAACACGAAGUAAUGAGGAUGCUUUUCACUCUCGUGUUCUACGGCUUCACCAACCCCUUCGUCAAAAGGAACAUUGCCAAUUUGAACACGCCGUCCUUCCUGUGGGCGGCAGCGAAAUGCAUCAAACAUUUUCUGCUCACUACGCCAGUUGAGAGUUUAACCGCCGAGCGGCGACCUCUCCUGAACCUCCUAGAGAAGCGUAUCUGGAGCGUUGGCGUGUCUCAGAGCAUCGACAUAUCAAAGAGGAGAACCCAAACUGCGUUGUACGUCCUCCAUCGCUUGCUGGACCACGGGGUGGCCAAGAAAAUUGUGGUUCAUGUGCAGUGUCCCAUAGUGCUGGCCUGGAUCCUGCACGGCAGGGGAUCUCAGUAUGUAAAUCCGGAUCUCAAGGAGCUGCUGGAGAGCAAAAAGGCGAGCUGUGUGUCACAAACCGCUUCAGCCAGUGCAGACGGGGCCGGCGGCGGUUCCGGCCUUGGGACCGGGGCGCCGGAGGAACAAGUCACCCCCUGCAAACGCUCCAAGUUGGACUCUGCGGAGGAAUCCGGGAGAUCACACUUUACGUUGGACCCGCAGGUUCUCUGUCGGACCUUCACUCCGCGGGACGGCCCCUCGGCGGGGGCGUGUCCAUGGGGGCGGAUCGAUUGUCUGGACAUCAGGCAGUGUGGGUCCGACUCCCUCAGAGUGCUGAACUCGGCUCUGCCCACAUUCUUCUGCCUUCGCUCUCUGACUCUCCACAGCUUCUUGACCUUCAGAGACUCGGAUGUGUUGUCGUUGGCCAAAGCCCUGAAGCAGCUGUCGGACAGCUCCCACAGCUCUCUGGCCGACCUGAGCGUCAGCGUCCUGCCGUGCACGUGGCUCGUGGAGGUCCUGCUGGAUGCGAGCCCCAACCUCACCUCCCUGACCGCCGAGAUCCAGACUCUGAUGUGGGGGCAGCGCCUCCUACCGCAGCGCCCAAGAGCCGCGGGGUCGGGCAUCUCAGCAGAGCGGCUGCCCCUGGAGAAGCUGGACAUCAAAGUGGCCGAGCUGCAGACAGAUCUGCGCUUCGUCACGUCCGUGCUGAGACGCUGUCCACAGUUCACCUCGCUUCGCCUCGCCGGGAUCCGAUUACCAAGCGGCUCCUCUCUAAGCCAACUCUUUACCACUCUCUCAGAGUCCAAUCCCCUCUUGAGGAGUCUCAACUUGGAGGACCUGAAGCUGUCUGAUUGUCUCCCUGAGAUCCUGAAUCUAUUGACAGACUGCAAGUUGGAAGAGCUGCGCUUUAAUGACUGCCGCCUCCUGGAGCAGUGGAGCAACAAGGAGGAGAGCCUCCAGCGGCUGGUGGAGGCUCUGAAGGCGGUGCCCUCCCUCCACGCGCUCAGCCUGGCUCAGAAUCGUCUGGCCAAGAACGUGUGUGUGCUGGCCGAGCUGUUUUCAGGACCGGCGCCGGGCUCCGUGAAGCGGCUGGACGUCAGUUCCAACUUCAUCCAGCCUGCCGAGCUGCUGGAGUUUGCCAAGAGAUUGAGGACCCAUCGUCCACCACACCGGCUGACCCUUGACCUCAGGGUAAACCCAGGGGACCGAGACCCCGACACGUGGAACGCCGCCCUGAAGAGGCUUCGUCCGUUCUGUGUUCUACUGGUUAAAGGAUGGAGCUCCACUGACACGAUGGCUGACCACAUCAGCAAUAUGUGAAGAAAGCCGUGCGAGUGUCAACGCAGCAGAGUUACUACUGUCCGUCAUAGUUUAAAAAGAAAUGCUUUUACAUUGUUUUGCUUUGUAAUUACUUAUGUGACACAUCGAUAUGCAUGUUAUUUUUUUAUCAAACGUAACAUUUUCUUCACUUGUAUCAGCCAGCUUAAUGGCUUAGUUGGAAAAUAAAAGAACACAGCGUUA
This is a messenger RNA of Gasterosteus aculeatus aculeatus (three-spined stickleback), 3360 nucleotides long. It is a transcript of the gene lrrc41, whose product is annotated as leucine rich repeat containing 41. NCBI's taxonomy places the organism in Eukaryota, Metazoa, Chordata, Actinopteri, Perciformes, Gasterosteidae. The record is from RefSeq and is a predicted model, not a curated record.